GCUGCAGAGAAUUUCAGCUGCUUCAUCAUGGACAGCGAUUUCAUGAACUGCUCGUGGACAAGGGGCAGGGAGGCCCCGGACGACGUCCAAUACUUCUUCUACAUCCGAGACGUAAAGGGAGAGGUGGAACGAGAAUGCCCACACUACAUAAAGGAUUCCGGAACUCACGUUGGAUGUUACGUCGAGGAUCUUACUGGAAUACCAUUUGACAUUUACUUCCUGGUCAACGGAACCAGCCAAGCAGUGGGAAUCCCGUUCUUUGACAAGAUUUCAUCACAGUUUGAAAUGAUGAGGUAUAGUCCACCAGUGAACAUCACCGCAACCUGUAACCACACGCACUGUCUCCUCACGUGGGAGCGGCCCAGGACCCAGCACCAUAUGUCUGUUUGGGAGCAGAAAUAUGAGCUGGACAUACAACAAAAGAUUUUUGUGUCUGGAGGCUGGGGGAAUAAGCACAACUUUCCAAUCAACCCCAGAGCGAGGUACACUGUGAGAAUCAGAAGUGGAAAGUCACGGAUGAGUACGUGGGGGCCCUGGAGUGAGCCUGUGGUCUUUGGUUUCGACAAUCAAGGAGUCAGCCCCGCCUAUGUCUACGUGCUGGUGGUCCUGGGGACGGUCCUUGGGACUCUUGUCAUCGGGUUUCUUUGUAAAAGGUUCCUGGUGAUACAGAGUUUAUUCCCUCGGAUUCCGAAGAUCAAAGAUAAACUAAGUGACAGCCAGCAAACCAACCUGCAGAUCAAUUGGGGCGCCCUCAUGCCAACCGCAGGCAAAGCAGAGAACGAGGAAGUUCUCAAGAUUCAAGAAGACGACAGCACACAGUAUUACUGCUGGUUUCCAAAUAUCAAGCUGCAACAUGGUGCCGAGAUCACCAUCAACGUGACUUCUGAUGGCAAUGAAUAUAAUAAGAUCCUGAAACUGGAUAAUCCAGGCAAUGCAAAUACAAGCGCCAGAAAUCUCUCGUGUGUCAUCUACAACAUUAACUUCAUGAACUGUAGCUGGCUGCCUGGCCCGGCAGCGCCCGCCAAUGUUAAAUACCACCUCAAUGUCUGGACCAGGUUGGAAGAUGGGGACGACAUUACCGAAUGUCCCCACUACAUCUAUGACCAGGCCGGCAUAAACGUGGGCUGUCAUUUUGAGCAACUGUCUGAGCUGCGUGGCACACAGUUCUUCUUCCUACUGAAUGGGACCAGCGAGGAGAUGUCUAUCCCGUUCCGAGAGUUCUUUCCUUUUGCACUCAGUAACAUAGGGAUUGUCAAUGUGAAGACAGGCUUUGAUUCUGUGAUGUUUGAGGUACGCUUAGAGUCCCCCAGACUUCAUACAACCAGCAUCCAAGAAGUAGCCCCCAGUGCCCACGUGCAUCUGGACCCAGGUGGGAGGCCACCCGGAGGAGACCUCUACGAACGCGACAGCAGUGAUCAUUCCAGCUGUGGGGGCGGCGGUCAUUCUCACCCUGGUCCUGAUGAUGCUCCUCACAAGAUCCCCUGGGAAGAGGUCCACUCAUACAUAGACAUCCAAGAACCUGAAUUCGUCAUCGUGGAGGAAAUGGAGUAG
Chrysochloris asiatica (Cape golden mole) is the source of this 1551-nucleotide messenger RNA. RefSeq names its product colony stimulating factor 2 receptor, alpha, low-affinity (granulocyte-macrophage) (gene CSF2RA). Bases 28 to 1551 code for a protein of 507 amino acids. Gene Ontology annotation, molecular function: protein binding; cytokine receptor activity. Gene Ontology annotation, cellular component: external side of plasma membrane. Gene Ontology annotation, biological process: cytokine-mediated signaling pathway. The record is from RefSeq and is a predicted model, not a curated record. Lineage: Eukaryota; Metazoa; Chordata; Mammalia; Afrosoricida; Chrysochloridae. The transcript is spliced from 14 exons.